Molecule: messenger RNA, 823 nt
Organism: Ziziphus jujuba (common jujube)
Lineage: Eukaryota; Viridiplantae; Streptophyta; Magnoliopsida; Rosales; Rhamnaceae
Product: protein RADIALIS-like 3
Exons: 2
Coding region: 401-706 (101 amino acids)
Molecular function (GO): DNA-binding transcription factor activity
Source: RefSeq, a predicted model, not a curated record
GUAUAUGAAUAUAGUAGUUUCAAAUUGAUGUUUAUAUUAAGAAAAAUACUUGAAAAGGAAGCAACUGACUGUCCUUGGAAACUCUCUCUCUCUCUCUCUCUCCCCCUCUCCCUCUCCCUCUCUCUCCAGUCUCCCCAACUUGAUGUUUCUUAAAAAAGUAACAUGAUCAUUUUAUAAUAUGCUGCCCCAAAUUCUGUUUUCCAAUUUUCACCUCCCAUGUUCCUAUAUAAACAGUAAACGUUUGGCUUCCUUUUGCUAAUACCUUGUCUUUGAUUAUCACCAUAUUUAUAUUCCAUUCUUUCUAAAACAUCUGGCAAGACUCAUAUAUCCCAAAUCAGUCUAUUAAUCACACCACAUUAACCCGGAUCCUAACCUUGCCCCAAUAUCUCAGCCAAGAAAAAUGGCAUCUAGCCAGCAUUCUUCCUCGCACUCAAAUUUGACCUGGACAGCCAAGAAAAACAAGGUGUUUGAAAAUGCUCUGGCAAUGUACGACAGAGAAACCCCUGACCGAUGGCAUAAGAUAGCCAACGUUGUUGGGGGAACAACUGAAGAGGAAGUAAAGAGGCGAUAUCAGAUCCUUGUUGAGGACAUUGACCGCAUUGAAUCGGGCAAAGUUCCCCUCCCUAAUUACCAGAAAGUUCCAAAUAUCAGCAAAGGAAGCAACAUAAGCAUUACAGAGCAGAGGCUGAAGAAUCUAAAGCUCUAAUGAAGAAUGAUCUCCAGAAGAAAGAGAAAAAAAUGCCUCGAAAGUAGAUCUAGAAAUUAACGAUCAGUGACUGUUAGGCAUUCACUUUUCUCCUUUCUUUAUACUUUUUCUUCCAAG